AUGGUUGGUGUAGGCGUCAGGCCGAUCUUCGGCCACCCUGCCAGGCGGCGGAUGCUCGCCUCAAGCAGGGAACUCGUCCAGCUUCGUGCUCCGUCGCCAUCAAUAGGCGCUAUUCGGAACCUUCGAAUCGGUAGCUCGAACACGCAACCCGACAUCGCCAUCUCGGACAUCCUCUCCAACGCAGCUGCAAGACAAGGCCUCAAAGCCCCUCUACCAGAUUCGCUCUCCCGCAUCGUUCGGUCAGAGCCUCCAGCUGGUCGAUCGUGGUUUCGCUCCUCUCCCGCGUCGAGAAGUGCCUCCUCGUCUUCUUCCGCUUCGAUCCCAGGGGCGAACGGCAGCCCUCCGAAGCGGUCUGGGCGCUGGCUCCGUCGGUCCGGCAUCCUAGUCGCAGCCUUCGGCCUCGGCUACAUCAUCGACGAAUACUUCAACGCCCGCACCGCACAACGCAACCUCCUCACCGCAUACACCGGCCUCCAGAUCGCCCUCGAUUACAAGCUCAACUUCGACCGCAACUCGCUCGAGUCGAUCAACGCGCUCCACGAGCGGUGCGCCGACAAGCUCAUGUACGUCUGCGAGAAGAACCAGGGUCUGUACGUCAAGCUUGGCCAGGCGAUCGGGUGUCAGGCGGCAAUCUUGCCGAAGCCAUACCAUCAGCUGACAAAGCUGUUCGAUAACGCGGAGAGGUUGCCGUAUGAAGAGGUGCGAAAGGUGUUGGUGGCCGAGCUGGGCGGGGAUCCGAAGGAGAUCUUUGCGGAAUUCGACGAGGUUCCUGUCGCAGCGGCGAGCGUUGCGCAGGUGCACAAGGCGAGACUUCACCCGUCGGAGGGUGCGCCACCGGGAACACCGGGUCCCGAGGUGGCGGUCAAGGUGCAGCGUCCCAACAUCCGCAAGUACGCCAAGUGGGAUCUCUGGUCGUUCAGGAUCCUGUUGAAGCUGUACGAGCGGAUCUUUGAACUGCCUCUCUCGUUCAGUGGGCAGUACAUCUCGGACCAGAUCGAGCAGGAGACCUUUUUCGAACACGAGCUGGCCAAUUCCUUGCGGGCGAAGAAGGCGAUCGAGACCGACCCCGAGCCUCUGGUGCGCAGGUCGUGCUACGUGCCGCAGUUCUACAAGGAUCUGUGCACGCAGCGGGUGCUGGUGAUGGAGUGGAUCGGCGAAACGUGUCGAAUGACGGACCGCGAGAAGCUGGAGGAGUGGGGGCUGAGUGCAAAGGGCGUUUCGCAAUCAGUGUGCGAGGCGUUUGCGAGUCAGAUCUUCCAGCACGGAUUCGUUCAGGCGGACGGGCAUCCUAGCAACGUGUUGGUGAGGAAGCAUCCGAAUGGCAAGAAGGGGCAGCAUCAGGUGGUGCUCAUCGACCACGGGUUGUACGUCGAGCUGAGCGAGGAAUUCCGCCGCAAGUAUGCACAGCUUUGGAGGGCCAUCUUUACGCUCGAUCUCAAGACGCUCGACGAAAUCACGGUGAGCUGGGGCAUGGGCGAGGGGGCGUCGGAGCUCUUCGCUUCAGCGACACUGCUGCGACCGUGGAGCAAGCCGAAGGACAAGGGCGAGGCGAACAAGGAAGGCGCUCACGCGAAAAAGACGGACCUAGAGCUGCAGCGCGAGAUGAAGGAGAAGCUCAAGAGCUUCCUGGUGCACACCGAGCUGCUGCCCAAAGAGCUGCUCUUCGUGGGUCGAUCGAUGCGCAUCAUUCAGGCCAACAACCAGGUGCUCGGCUCGCCCGUCAACCGACUCAACAUUCUCGCCAGACACGCCGCCGCCGCGCUCAUUAGCAACACGGAGACACCGAGUCUCUACCGGGUCUUCCGACCGCUUCGCAACCAGCAGUCAGCAGCAGGCGGCAGUUCGAUAGGUCAGCGCUUCGCAGCGUGGGUCAAGGACAGGAUCAACUUUGUCCGUUUCCGGACCACACUGCUCGCGCUCGAUCUGGCAUUCAUCGGAUCAGGCGUGACGCAUUGGUUCAGGUACUUCUUCCGAGCACCAGUGUCGGCCUUGAUGGGCAAGAGCGAUCCCAACAAGGGUGGGUUCGAGGACGAUUUGGAGCAGAGCAUGCGUCAGAUGGCGAGGGAUGAGUUUGGCGUGGAACUCGAUGAAGGCGCUUUCGUUGGGUAA
Kalmanozyma brasiliensis GHG001 is the source of this 2109-nucleotide messenger RNA. RefSeq names its product UbiB domain protein. NCBI's taxonomy places the organism in Eukaryota, Fungi, Basidiomycota, Ustilaginomycetes, Ustilaginales. The coding region runs from base 1 to 2109 and encodes 702 amino acids. The transcript has a single exon. The record is from RefSeq and is a predicted model, not a curated record.